Messenger RNA from Cynara cardunculus var. scolymus (artichoke), 1023 nucleotides. RefSeq names its product SAGA-associated factor 11 homolog. NCBI's taxonomy places the organism in Eukaryota, Viridiplantae, Streptophyta, Magnoliopsida, Asterales, Asteraceae. Gene Ontology annotation, cellular component: SAGA-type complex; DUBm complex. The transcript is spliced from 6 exons. Bases 318 to 728 code for a protein of 136 amino acids. The record is from RefSeq and is a predicted model, not a curated record.
GAUCUCCGCCUCUACCACCAUCAAAUCAUUAAUUUUCCGGCGAUCCGCCCACUUUUUCCAAGACGAUUUCUCUGAACUUGUUCUAUUUUCAUCUGUAGUUUAUCAGAGCUCUCCGGUCGCCAUUUGUUACUGGAUCGUGUUGUUUUCUGUCUAGUUUCUGGUAUUCGAUUUGAUCUACGGGGUAAUUUCUAGGUUUCUGUUUGAAUCCCUAAAUUAUUGUUUGCUGCGGAAGAACAAUCAUCGAUUUUUCAUUAUGCGAUUGCAGAUGAACAGACCCUAGUUAUUGGAUUGGAGUACCAAAUAUUCGGGUUUGAAUUAUGUCUGCUCCCGAUGAGAAUAACAAGUCUAGUCAUACACAGCUUGCAUCCCAUUUCUUCAGUGAACUUCUAGACUCUGUAAUUAUGGAUGUUGCAUCCGAGUCUCACCGAAUCGCAAGAUUGGGACUGGACCGUAAUUUAGAUGAUGAAGAAGAAGAACUGAGGUUGUCAGCACAAGCCAGGGCCAGAUUAGCGGAUCCGAGCAAUAGUGAAGCAAAUAGCAAAUAUGUAGUAGACAUUUUCGGACAAACACAUCCUCCUGUAGCCAGCGAAAUAUUUGAUUGCAUGAACUGUGGCCGAUCCAUUGUUGCUGGAAGAUUUGCUCCUCAUUUGGAGAAAUGCAUGGGGAAGGGGAGGAAAGCACGGGUCAAAGCAACAAGAAGCAGUACAGCUGCUGCACAGAACCGGUGAUGCCGAUUCUUAAUUGCAGCAUUGGGAGAAACACAAUCAAACACCGGCGGAUUCGCAGACACUAACCGAAACAGUCGAAAACGAGGUUGGCCAAGAUGCUUCGCGAACGAACUGCCCAACUCUUGAAUUUACUUUGAACAAAUAUACUUGGGAUUUCUUCAUUAGCCGAAUACAUCAUGUUCCCAGUAUUUUGGUAGUAUAUAAAAAUGGUUUUACAUUCAUACGACUUGGUAUUUGUGGUUUAUGUGGAACAAUGUAAAAUAAAGUGGAACAGGCGUGUUCAACUCCUUCCUCA